GCCCCUUCCUUUCGCCUUGCAUGCUUCCACCCUUCUCUGCAUUUCAUCCCUCCAGCAGAUCAUCGGGCGUACAAGACAUUCACUCUCCACCUUGAAAGUGUUAACAAUAUGAACAAAAUAAACCAUGACCAACUGCUCUCAUUGGAGCAUCCUUUUGUUAAGAUUCCGGUGGAAAAGCUCAGGUCCUCGCUCAGGACCUCGCAAAAGCACAUUGAGAAAGAGAUCGCCAACUUGACGGACAAGGUAUCGGAGAUAUCUAAAAAGUCGGUACAAGGCAGCAUGGAUUCCAAGCAAGUCGAGGUUGCCCUAGAGGCUAUUGUAAACCGCCUUAGUACUCUAAAGCGAAAACUCAAAGACACGCGCGCCGAUGAAGCCCUAUACUCGCAACGGACAAAAGUGCGAUUACAGCACCUCCAGGACUUCACGACGAUCGCGACCUUGGAUUCUGAUGACUUUUCAAGGUGGAGCAGGGUCCGACUGAACCGCAUUGUGAUUGACUAUAUGCUGCGAGAUGGUUUCAAAGAGACAGCAUCACUCUUGGCCAAGAGCGAGCAUAUCGAGGACUUGGUGGACAUAGAGCUGUUUGCACAGUCAGCCAAAGUCGAGCAGGCGUUAACGCGCCAGAGCUGCACAGAGUGCUUACAAUGGUGCAAGGAUAACAACUCUAGCCUUAAGAAGAUCAAAAGUACACUGGAAUUCAGUUUACGAGAGCAAGAGUUCAUCGAAUUGGCGAGGGAGCGGCGAUCUCAGGAAGCCAUUGCCUAUGCGAAGAAAUACCUCACUCCCUGGCAGGAAACACACAUCAAGGAAAUCAACCAUGUGAUGGCUCUCCUUGCCUUCCCGCCAGAGACAAAGUGUCAUCCUUACAAGCGACUGUACGACAAGUCGCGAUGGAACGAUCUGGUUGCCCAAUUUCGAUCCAACAAUUUUGCGCUUCAGUUUUUUACGCCUGAGCCGCUUCUGAAUGUUACUUUGCAGGCGGGCUUGUCUGCUCUGAAGACGCCGAUGUGCUAUCAACCGGAUAAUCGGAACUUUAACUGCCCGGUGUGCGAUCCAGAGACUCUAGGUGCACUUGCGGCGGAUCUCCCGCUGAGCCAUCAUUUUAAUUCCUCGAUUGUGUGCAGGAUCAGCGGUCAGAUAAUGAACGAAGACAAUUUACCCAUGGCGCUCCCCAACGGAUAUGUCUACUCUUAUAAUGCGCUGAGCGAGAUGGCGAGCCUCCACAAUGGCAAAAUUACAUGCCCACGAACAGGCGAAGUCUUUGAUAGCACGCAGAUGAAGAAGGUUUUUAUUUCCUGAAGCUUCUUUUUUUUUGCAAUACCUCAAUAAAAUGUAUAUUUCGCCUA
This is a messenger RNA of Gamsiella multidivaricata, 1346 nucleotides long. Its product is annotated as CTLH/CRA C-terminal to lish motif domain-containing protein. NCBI's taxonomy places the organism in Eukaryota, Fungi, Mortierellomycota, Mortierellomycetes, Mortierellales, Mortierellaceae. Gene Ontology annotation, biological process: proteasome-mediated ubiquitin-dependent protein catabolic process. Gene Ontology annotation, cellular component: GID complex; cytoplasm; nucleus. The record is from RefSeq and is a predicted model, not a curated record. Bases 109 to 1299 code for a protein of 396 amino acids. The transcript is spliced from 6 exons. Gene Ontology annotation, molecular function: protein binding; ubiquitin protein ligase activity.